Sycon ciliatum is the source of this 4379-nucleotide messenger RNA. RefSeq names its product AP2-associated protein kinase 1-like. Gene Ontology annotation, biological process: protein phosphorylation; positive regulation of Notch signaling pathway; regulation of clathrin-dependent endocytosis. The record is from RefSeq and is a predicted model, not a curated record. Bases 319 to 3039 code for a protein of 906 amino acids. Gene Ontology annotation, molecular function: AP-2 adaptor complex binding; ATP binding; protein serine/threonine kinase activity. The transcript is spliced from 10 exons. Gene Ontology annotation, cellular component: cytoplasm. NCBI's taxonomy places the organism in Eukaryota, Metazoa, Porifera, Calcarea, Leucosolenida, Sycettidae.
CAGUCAGUGCAGUGUACCACUUGCUUGGUGUCUGUCGAUAAAAAAUUGUUCAAUGUUUUGAUGAAUGACGGGCCUUCUUGGCUGCUUGCCGCGGAGAGAGAAGCACCUCCGCAGAUUGGGCCAUUACUCCAGGAGCUGGCGUACAUACUUUUCUUGUGGUGGAACAUUUCGCACUGGCACCAACAUUGCUCUUGUCGAGCCAAAUAGGCACACGGCCUGCCGCUGAAUUUAGACCACAUACUGUCAGAAACCUAGAAUUGGAGACGUCCCAAAGGCUGUUCCCACUGUUUCUAGUCCUCCUGGGUGCAAGAAGGCUCCAUGGCAGCCCCUGCACGGCAUGCCCACUUGGAUAGCUACCUUGGCAAAUCCUACAAUGUCAGUGGCACAGUCGUGUUUGUCCAUAAAAUUAUUGCCGAAGGUGGCUAUGGGAUCGUUUUCCUGGCGAAAAGCACGAGCAAUUUCAAUGAGCCAGGUGCUAAAUGCUGGGCCCUCAAGCGGGUCCUGGUGAACAAUCAAGAGGAUCUGCGAAAUUGUCAAAGGGAAAUUUUCGUCAUGCGGACGAACCGCAGCAACCCGAACGUCGUGCGCCUGGAGCAGUCAGCGAUCAACAGCCAGGGUGGUGACAUCCACGAAGUGCUCAUGCUGAUGGAGUUCUGUACCUCUGGCAAUCUGCUGGAGUUGAUGAACCAACAUUUUUCGGAGGGACGUAAGUUGCCGGAACCCCAGGUGCUUCGCAUUUUCUACGAUGUGGUCAAAGCUAUUGCCUCGCUGCACCAAUCGGAGACGCCAGUUAUUCAUCGAGACUUGAAGGUGGAGAAUGUCCUAAUUCAAGGAGAUCUGUAUAAGCUGUGUGACUUUGGAAGCUGUACACGAACAACCGUUACGCCUUCGUUGGAAAAUGUGCAUGGUAUCGAGGAGGAUCUACAACGCUUUACGACAUUAUCCUAUCGAUCUCCUGAAAUGGUUGACCUCUACUCAAACAAGACGAUAGGCACCAAAUCGGAUAUCUGGGCAUUGGGUGUGAUGCUAUAUAAGAUGUGCUUCUUCACGCUGGCGUUUGGUGAGAGCAUGGUGGCAAUCAUGGAGGGGAACUUCAAGCUGCCCGAGAACUCGCCCUAUUCCCGAUCGCUCCACUCUCUAAUCUGCUAUCUACUGACCGUGGACGCGGACGAGCGGCCGGAUAUCUUCCAGGUGGCAUACGUCGUUAGUAACAUGACCCAGCUGCCACUGACCGUCAAGAAUAGCUUUAACUCGCCCAUUCCCACUCACUUGCCCGAUCCGCCUCCACUGGGACAGAAGCGUCACGAGCGCAAACAGUCUUUGCAAGCUCAGAAUGCGCAGACGGUGACGCAGACGUCGCUCACGCCCCGCCAGCGUCCCAAAGCCAAUCCCGGUGGCAGCGGCAAUGCACCCAGCAGCACGGCAGCAGCACACGUCCCGUCCGCAGCAGCGGCACCGGCUACGGCGCCAGCUGCCGUCGACGCGUUUGGCGCCAGCACGUUUGCGCCUGCGACUGCUGCUGUCGCAACCACCGCCGGCGCUCCACUUCAGUCGGCCGCCGCACCGGGAGCGAUGCGUCAUCGCCGUGUCCCCGUCGGCUCUGUCAGGUCCAAGUCAACUGGACCGCCGUCAUCAUCGACGUCGUCCCAGUCGGCAGCAGCAGUGGAUGCGUUUGGUGCGCCGGCCUUCGGCAUCGCUCCUGUGCCAGCAGCAGCACCGUCAUCGGCGGCGUCUCAGUCCGCCGCCGGUGCACAGCCGGUGUCAGCCACACGGUCGCGGCGCUCCAAGUCCCCCAGCGUCGGCUCGGUCAUGUCCAGCGACUCGUUUGAUCCGCGCGGUGGUGCUGACGACAGGAUGGACGCGCCGUGCAAUCCGACCGUGUCUAUUGCGGAGGAGGCUGCUGUCGACCCGUUCGGUGCGGCCGUCUUCGCACCCCCAACUCAUUCCGCGCCUCCGUCUGUUUCCAUGGCUUCGGGCAGCAGGGAUAUGUUUGACUUAACGCCGUUCGGCGAGCAAGCACCUGCAGCUCCUUCAGUUGUGUCGCAGCCAUCAUCGCCUCGCGCCACCAGCCCGAUUCCCCACGCUGCUGUCGCCAUCAAUGUUCCGGCCACCGCGCCAGCCCGGGCUGCUACCAACAGCGAUCCGUUCAACAUGUCCUCGUUUAGCAGCAGUCUGGACAGUGGCUCGGGCUCGGGCUCUGCUGCUGGGGGAAUGCCGCCACCGCAGCAGCAGCAUCAGCACCAGGCAGUGGAUGCGUUUGGUGCGCCGGUCUUCCAGACCAACACUAGGGCGGUGACCGGUCAUCGGCGCGUGUCCUCCGACGUCACCGGCGUGCUCUUCCACUCGGACCCGUUUGACGCCGCGCCCUUCAACCCCGCGCCACAACCGGCUACGUCCAACGUCAACAGCUUUGCGAGCGGCGCCAUUGGCAGCAGUUCCACUGCAGGCGCACGGUCAGAUAACGGCCUGAUGGGGUUCGGCGGCUCGCAGAAUACACACACGUUGCCUGCCUUUUCGCAGCACCAGCACCAGCAGCUGCAUCCGCGUACAGCGCCGUCUUCGCCCAUUCCUCCUGUUGGCGGUGGUGUAGCGUUCCCCGGUAUUGUCAACACCGCCAACUCCACCGCUGCCGACAUGUCGUGGACCGCCAAACAGCAGGAGCUGCUGCGGCAGAAGGAGAAGCUGGAGGAGCGGCAGCGCGCCCUGCUGUUGCAGCAGCAGGAGCUCGCUCGCCAGCAGACUCAGCUGGCUCACAUGCAGUGUCGUGUCGGCACGCCCACUCCCCCCGGCCAGAUGAACGGCCAGGUGUUUGCCAACCCGAUGGCGCAGCAGGGCCGCAGUCCGCAGCCAGUGAUCAAGUUUGCCCACGCGUCGUCGCUGUCACCGAGUGGUGCUGCUCUCACCGGUGCAGCCAUACAGCAGCAGCAGCAGCACAAGCAGAUGCACAACGCCUCCUCGCCUGUAUUCCAUCGCAGGCAGUCGCCCACGUUUCCAUUGCACGGUCCAACCGGACCUCCUCUGGGUGACGUUUUUCGGUGAGCACCGUUGACCUGCCGUCGGCCAAGUCCCUUGUUUGUAGGCUUAUUCCUUAGGUAGGUUCGUUAGCUGAGCCCGUCCUUACGGUGUAGAAAGCUGAUGUGCAUGUGUGAACGCUCCGCAAGAAACAAGCUUGUGAUCAGCACCGUUCCUGACCACCCACACUGUCACCGGCACUGGACUCCACUUGAGAUCCCGAUGGCGAUUUGAUACGUAUGUAGACGUGUGUGCGCCUGCGCACCUACACGCGUGUGACCUGGGCGUGCGAACACAGACGCUUACCCGCUGCCGGCCCGUCCAGCAGCCAGGCUUGGCGAGAGCACCCACUCUACUACUACUACUACUACUACUACUACUACUACUAUUGCCGCCUGUGUACACUUCUCAGUGGAGAGCACCUGGCAUUACUCUGUGACAAAUCACCCCGUGUGUGUCCUGCCCCCCCCCCCCCCCCAACCAACCCCGAUAGAAUUUUUUUCUCGGUAGCCAAGUAUUUUCGUUUUUAUCUGUCCAUCGCUGGACGUAAAGUAUAAUUAUUAUCAUGCCGGUGCCUCUAACGCUGUUCUGUGGUGUGAUUUUCUCCGCUGCCUUGCCUCCGACGAGACGAGAAUGCAGCCAAUAUUGUUUAGCUUACCGUCUCUGCUGUGCUUACCAAGCUGUCGUUAACCGUGUUCUGUCUCCUUUUUCUUUCUUUAUGGAGCUAUUUAUUUUUUGCCAGAUGCUAUGAAACGAGAUGGAGUUUUUGUGUGUGAGUGUUACCUUUUUUAUUCACCUGUGUGUGUGUGUGUGUAAGUGUUUGUCCGAGAUGUCCCCGCUGGUAUUAUUAUGGCAAGAGAUCGCUGUUUCUCUCUUCCUUUCUUUUUUCGUUUUUAUCGUGGCGUGAAGUGUGGACGUGUCAAUUCGAGUCGUGUGCGAGAGAGUACGAACCUGAGUGUGUACAAUGUACUGCGGCCAUCCGCAUGCGUGUCACAUAUCGGCUUACUCUCCCUGGUGCUGCGAUAGCUGCCCACGGUCUUGCAUUCAUCGGUUCCGUCAGGUGCGUGCUCGUGUUUUGUUUGUCCAAAUAUUCUAUUCCUAUUUCCGGAUGGUAUUCUUUUCCUGCCUCGUGAUUUUGUCCAUCCACCACCCCUAUGCUGUGCAUGGGAGUGAUUCGCACCCUGUUCUUUGCUCACUCACUCUCGCAUCCUUUCUCACGUUCUUUCUCUCGUUCUGCUGGGUAUCUGGCACGAGCAGCGUGCAGCUGUGCUUUUUCUGGCCUCGUUUAUGUUGUCGUCGUUCAGUUUUGACGCGUCGUGCAUGUGUAUUUAACGAAAUGUUUUGGCAGUGCCUCCUGCACUCCUCUC